Molecule: messenger RNA, 2245 nt
Organism: Cercospora beticola
Lineage: Eukaryota; Fungi; Ascomycota; Dothideomycetes; Mycosphaerellales; Mycosphaerellaceae
Source: RefSeq, a predicted model, not a curated record
CGGUACGCGACAGAACAAUCUACUUAUCGAAUUGUGCUUGUCUUGAGGCACGAUGCCUGGCGAUCGCCUACUGGGCACGCUGCUGAGGCAUCUGCAGACGUAUACCGACCAGCAAGAUACCCCAAGGCUCUUUGGAACGGCAUCAUCUCUUUUGACUACACUCAACAAUCCACUCAAUGUCACACUCUUGACAAGUCAACUCCUCUCAGCUCCAGCGAUAUGGGCUUAUCCGGAAGGCUUGCGAUCGUGCAUGCGCAUGAUUAGCGUGUUCCAUUCGGCUGCUCAAGCUCUCAUCAAACACGAAAAUGCCGUGAGAGACAAAGUUCCCGAUGCCGAAUUCUCACAGCUCCAACACGAGCGAACGCUUGCCAAAGAUGACUGGAUUGAGGCUGUCAUCCAAGGUGCUGAUGACCACUCUCCACGAUGGCGACAUUUGCUGGCGAUUGCUGGACUGCUGCUUGGCUUUGGCAAUCCUGAUGAUGAGAAUAUUUCGAAUAGCAUGCGACACAAGCUGGAAAGUGGGUUAGUCACUGCGGCCAAUCUGGCGCUUGAGGAAACGCUGGAUGACGACGAGAUUGGCUGUGGUGGUAUCACACUUGUGUUGAACCACUGCUUUCCUAUCAUGUCAAAUUUUGAAAGGUCGAAACUGGACUAUGAUCUUCUUCUGCCAGUGCUGAUGAAGACCACAUUCCACUCAAGUGAGGGCUUACAAUCAGCUUACUUUCUUGGAGCCCUCGAUCGAGACAUUCAAGUCACUGGCAAUGGCAAGCUGAGGUGGCCGGAACAAUCACAUUCUUAUCAGCGAUUACAACAUAUGUCGUCAGGGCCGCUAGUCAAAUCACUUGGACCACUAUCGAGACUCAUAGGACAUGCCAUCGAACAGGUCCGGGAGCACUGGCUUGUCACUGCCGCGUUGGACGACCUGAGCAAUUUCGGCCGAACACUUAUCACACAAUGGCGGCAGAACAGACUGUCGAAUGUCGAAAGCACAGAGCAAAGCCAAUUCUUGGAUGAACAUACAAUCACGACUACAAGCCCAGCGUUGUUCAAACUAUUGCAGUCUGUUCUCUUCGCCAGUGUCAUUGUCAUGCGAAGUGUGCUAGGCCGCAUGCUAGGGGACCCCAUGCUAGCUCGCGAUGAGCUGGCACCUGGCAUCGCGCAACAGACACUCCAUGUGCUCCGAAAUAUCUAUUUUGUCACCACCCGCCAAGGCAUGUCGACAUUCUCGCAGUACAACUUCGUGUACUACACAGCGAUGGACAUAUUAAGCCAAUAUCCUGGAGAAGUCGAAUCCUUCUUGCGCGAGAUUCAACCACCACAGAUCGGAAAGGUCGCGGAACACCCCUUGGACCGGACUCUCGAUCUCUUCUUCCUUAAUACAGUGGAGCACUUCACACUCACCCUACCAACGCAUCUCACAGCCGAAGUUGUCGUACCAGUGGUAACCUCCUACCUGGCUGCUGGCGGCAAAGGACCACUUCUGCCAGUUUUCGAAGCCGCACACAGCGUCACGUUGGCGGUAUUCUCUGCGCCUCAAAAUGCUCAAGCGACGAUUGCGAAUCUACCAUUCUACGUGGACUCCCUGUUCAGAGUCUUCCCUUCGAAUCUUUCGGCUCGCCAAUUCCGAUUGGCAUUCAAGUCGCUGCUCAAGCUUACAUCGCCGCCUUCAUCGCUGGCAGUGGAGCAACCAAUGAUGCCGGCUGUGCUUCUCGAUUUGCUACAUGAGCGAGCCUUGAAUGCACAGACUUCACCGAUACCCAUUCGCUCAGACUCACCAGAAGCAGCUGUCGAGUCACCAGUGGCUGUGUCUGAACAGGCCGUUCACACAUUGACCGUCAUCGACGGUCUCACGCAAAUUCCACUGGAUUUACUUGACGAAUGGCUACCCAUUACCGCGGACAUGAUUCACGAUAUACAAGACAUGAAAAUGCGAGAGCAUUGCAAAAAUCACUUCUGGCAUAUACUCGUCUCUAGUGGAGAGCUUGACCCGGAACGAAGUCGCGUAUGUCAUGCUUGGUGGAGCACGAGCGGCGGCAAAGAGUGGGUGUUGUACGGGAGAGAUGAGGCAGCAAUAAUGAGUGGUGGUCUGGACGAUGGAUCGGUAGUGAGUAAGCUGUAAGAAUAGGAGUGCAUUGAUGACAUCGGUUUUGUCGAUCAGAACUUCAGAGCAUCAUAGGAGAAUGUCAUCAUUACCAUUAAUGACAGUUACGAAAGGACAUAAAAGGAACUCUGUGCGCAGACUCGA